AUGUACGCACAGUGCAUGGAGGUGGGCAGGGACAAGUGCCUGCCUGUGUACUAUGAGCAUUUGGUGCUGCACCACCGGCGCUCAAUCAAGCGCAUCCUAGACUUCCUGGGCAUCACCUGGAAUGACACAGUCCUGCACCAUGAGGACCUCAUUGGCAAGCCUGGGGGCGUCUCCUUGUCCAAGAUUGAGCGAUCCACGGACCAGGUCAUCAAACCCGUGAACUUGGAAGCACUCUGCAAGUGGACCGGCCACAUCCCUGGAGAUGUGAGGGAUAUGGCCCAGAUUGCCCCCAUGCUGGCUCGGCUUGGCUAUGACCCAUAUGCAAAUCCGCCCAACUAUGGGAACCCUGACCCAACUGUCAUCAACAACACACACUGGGUCUUGAAAGGAGACUAUAAGACGCCAGCCAAUCUGAAAGGAUAUUUUCAGGUGAACCAGAACAGCACCUCCCAGCACCUGGGAAGUUUGUGAUGUCCAGGGCUCAGAUGUUGUGUGCACACAGAAGUUGGACUAACCCGAAAACAUUGCUUCCCCUCGGUCAUGCCAUGGUCUGCGGAAAUCGAGCAUUCAUCUCAGUGGAAACAAACGUGGAACCUCUGCCUUUGGAUGCUUCAGAGUGGACAUCGAGGAGGAGACUACUUCAGCUUCAGAAACUUAGGAAUUUUCUAUUUUUUUUCUCCUUGAGAACUUUUUUUUAAAGAAUUGAAUUUGCUAUCUCCCCUGGUGAACAGGCUCCUUUGGUGGCCUCAUUUCCUGGGACAAGACUGGUGACCCAUGACCGGUUCGUCUCCUUGACUUGGACUCUGAACUCAGAGGAUCUAUUUAAGAGUUUAAUAUAUGGGCUUUCCUCCAUCCUUUAGUCCUACUCAGUUUCACAGAGAGAAGAAUUUAUUUGAAUAAAGUAAACAGGCUGCUGUCUGUGCA
Myodes glareolus (Bank vole) is the source of this 924-nucleotide messenger RNA. The record is from RefSeq and is a predicted model, not a curated record. NCBI's taxonomy places the organism in Eukaryota, Metazoa, Chordata, Mammalia, Rodentia, Cricetidae.